AUGAUCUACGAAGCCCCCGGCAUUCGCCAAUUGCGCCGCAUGACGGACGACCAGAUCUCUCGCACGCCACCAUCAACAACACCGCCGUUCGUGAUGGGGCGUAAGCGACCGCGGGUGGAUGCAGAGGUCACGGAGGACGCCACGUCCUCGAUAGAAUCACCACCUCUGCCUACCGCAAUGCCGCCGCCAGAACCACCUCGACAACAGCAGCAGCAGUACUUCCGCUACGAAUUAGGUCCAACGCCCGACGAGGGGUGGAACGGCCGCGUCGAAGUCGACAACAACCGAGACACCUCAAGGUACCUCAGACGCGCAUAUUUCUCGAGGAAUCGGCACCAGCGAGAGGUGGAUAAGGUCGACAUUCCGGCACCCGUGGAGUGGCUUUGCCACGACGCCGCCAGUUCCACGAGGCUCCGCGCGCAGGCCCAGAAGGACCUGCAGCUUUUCGUCCCUCGCCCGCCCUACCACCUGCCGCACAGCGAGAGACAGGAGCGCUGGCCAGGGGACAUCGGGAUCCGCGCCGCCAUCCACAGCACCUUGAACUAUUCAACCGGAAAUUGUACGGCUGGACACAUGAGGCCUGAGCGAGUCAUCCGCGGCGGCGACGUGCUGCCGUGGGGCACUUGGCCCGUUAGGCUUCGGCACCACGAGGGUCAGAGCUUCUACCGAGACCCUGUCGGGUACGGCAGUAGAGGUGAUAGCAGUCGUGGCGAUGUCGGCUGUUCCAGUUCUGGUUCGCGCUACUGGGUCGGUGUGGGUGGUGUUGGUCGCAACGGCGGCGUCGGUGGAGUCGGCGCCGUUAGCGAAGGCUCGAUCCACGACGAGCUUCUCACGCGAGAGUUUCCCUUUUAUACCCACGGGCACAAACGUUACGAGGAGGCUCCCGUGAAACGGCUGGUACCUGACAGGCGCGGCCGAUGGGUCGAAGCAUGGCCAAAAAGACCGCCGCUGACGCGUGCUGCUGCUACAGCGGCAGCAGAAACCUCUAUCUCUGGCUCCGAUCCUGCUUCCAGCCCCGUUGGCCCGCCGCCUCCGGAGCCGCCGCCGCCGCCCCCCGCCGUGCCCUCGUCUAUGCCGUCUAGCACGGCUGAGGGAGGGGUCGUCAAGGCCCUGCUUCCUGCCCGGUACGGGGGCUGGGUCGAGUUCCAGAUGGACAAGAAGGACAGCGCUACUGUCGCCACAAAGAAACGACGCGCAGCCGUUGCGAUGGCUGCCAGGUUCGGACCGGACGGCGAUGGUGAUGAAAAGAAUGCGGGCGUCGUCCCUGACGCUGCCCUGCCGUCGUCGUACCAAGAAGAGGAGGAGUACGUUCGUCGGAUGGUGGCGUCUACGACAACAAGGAAGGCGGGGCGACAGCAAGGAGAGAAAAGCACACAGCAUCAACACGGCGUGCUCGCGAGUCUAACGGAAGAAGGCGACCAAGGCGGUGGUAGGGUAGCGACGGGCGGUGCCGAAGGGAGGCGGAGAAAGCGUAGCUGGGACACCGCCCGCAGCGGUGUCAACGCGGAGAGAGGUGACGAUGAUCACGGCGACAAUAGUGGCUGUCACCGGCAAGGCUGGAUUGUGUCCGAACCGGCGAAGGAGACAGUCAGACGAGUGUGGAACAGGGCGAGGAGACGCGCCCGAGACAGCUUCGAACCGAGGAACCGUGCGCCUGAAGCAGCGGUCGACAAUGGUGCAGAGGACGGAGCUGCUUCACCUGCCGCCGGCACAACCGCCACUUCCGCAGCUGGCUGCGGGACAGCGCGCGAGGAGCUCGACCCUGGCCUGUUGUCUUGCCUUGGGAGGGAGUGCGAGGGGAUAAUCGACGCCGCGCUACACGUUGUUCUGGGCGACCGGCUCCGGCGUCUCAGAGCGCGGUCUUCGUCGUCGUUGGCAGAAGACAAGCAGAAAAUCUCGCCGCCGCCGCCUCCUCUAGAGACGGCAGACUGGCAGGACGUCUUGAGGGCGAUGGAGAGCUGUUCGGAAGGCGCUCGAAGCGCUCGGCCGCCCGUGGCCACAGCAGCCGCGUUUCGCUCGAAAGCUGCGGAAGCUCGCCGGGCAGGCUGCAUAGGAGGAGGAGGAGGAGGAGGAGGGGCAAAAAAUGGAGGAAAGGGGGGAGGAACAACAGAUGGCAGGGAAGGAGUUCCAGGACGAGAAGCGAUAUUGAGGGCAGUGUGGGGAGGGGGAGGAGACUCGAGCGAUGGAUCAGUGGUGGUCGUGAACGAGAGGCUCCCUGGUCUGCCGCUGAACAAAGCGGUGCUGACGCGAUCGUACAACAGGCUGCUGCUGUACCUUCAUGAGAAAAAAGCAUGGCAAGUGUAGGCAGAAUUCCAGUUGUGUUAUUUUUGCGCUGUAGACCUGGUCAGACAGGGUGUGACGCGUUUGUACCUCGUUGCCGUAGACUUUCGAUCCGUUUGUCGAUGUUGCGUGGUAGUUGGUAGGCGGGUCUCAGGGCUGCCUUGCUUGCUCGCGUUGUUUUCACUUAUGUUCCUGGUUUUGACCACUUUUUCGUACGCGAAUGUGUGCCGUGGGCAAGCGGCGGCCCGAUCGUCAUGAAAGAUAUGAGACGACUGCAUGCACGGAAGACGUGGCGGUAGCGGUCAGGGUGGUGGUUUUCUGGGGAAUUUGCCUGUACUUCGUACCAAACUGGAUGAAAACAGUCGCCAUUUAUAAAGUGAACAAGCGCGUGGUCAUGGGCGGUACGCACAACCUAGAGGGAAGGGAUUGCUGCACCCU
Molecule: messenger RNA, 2718 nt
Organism: Ectocarpus sp. CCAP 1310/34
Lineage: Eukaryota; Phaeophyceae; Ectocarpales; Ectocarpaceae
Source: the annotation of a GenBank genome assembly